Gadus macrocephalus (Pacific cod) is the source of this 3138-nucleotide messenger RNA. RefSeq names its product MOB kinase activator 2a (gene mob2a). The transcript is spliced from 5 exons. Gene Ontology annotation, molecular function: protein kinase activator activity. The record is from RefSeq and is a predicted model, not a curated record. Bases 2260 to 3072 code for a protein of 270 amino acids. NCBI's taxonomy places the organism in Eukaryota, Metazoa, Chordata, Actinopteri, Gadiformes, Gadidae. Gene Ontology annotation, cellular component: cytoplasm; nucleus. Gene Ontology annotation, biological process: positive regulation of protein phosphorylation; signal transduction.
GGCUGGCUUGACGGAUGUUUAAUCCUUGCACUUUUGAGCGAUGGAUCAGCAAUGCAGAAGAGAAGAGAGUGGAGGAGAGCAAGGGGGAGGGGGAGAGAGGGAGCCAAACGAACGGAAGGAGGGACAACUAAGUGCAGGGAGCUUCCCGGCUCCACUGGGGGCUAAGCCUCAUGAACCCAGCAGCGAUGGCCAUGAGGAUGGAUGGUGUUCAGGCUGCCGGGUGCCCCGUCCUCUUUGACUUCAACAGCUGGAGAAAGGACCUCAAGCACACGAUGAUUGGUUAUGGAGAGGAGUUACGGUCUCCCCAACACACUUGCAGUAUAUUUUUAUAAUGCCAGCACCAGUAGCUUGCUCUCUGCUCCAUACUAGCUUCAAAACUCAUUCAUGCCUGUGACUAGAUAAAUGGUUUCUUUACUGAAGAUGAUGAGACAUGGUAAAUGGUCACACAAUUUGUCCAGUGCCUGAAUUAUGUGGAUUUUUGAGAGCUCUACCAUAUUGUUUAUGUAAAUUCAUUUUAUAUUUUGUGACCUCAGCCACUCGAACAGCCAUGAAUAAGGCUGAGUUCAGUCAGUGUGCUUCUGUCACACGUGCCUGUUUAAUUCUGUUUGUGCCUCUAUUCGUGGUCUAUGACUCAAUAUGUAUUUCCGAAAGAUAUGGUGGGGCGGGGAGUCUCUAAACAGCCACGUCCUGAUUCAACCGUAUUUACAUCUCUGCCACGGCACUGCACACAAACAUGCACACGCGAUGUCAGCUCAGAUGAACCUCUCUGGCUCCUCCUCUCUGUCGCAGCCGAUGGUUCCAAGAAGAACAAGUUCUAGAAUGCAGAAUCUCCCACAUCUAGCUUGACUUUAUUAUUUGUGUUUGGCUGGUCGCUGGUUUCUGGGAUAUUGGCAUUAGUCUGACUCUGAAGCAAGAGUUUACAGGUUGUUAACGAGAAGGCCUUGUUAACAAAUCAAACUAUAAGAAAAACAUAAAUAUGUUGUGUUUGCCAUUACUUUUGUUAUUUACAACUACAGGCCAAACGAAGGCCAGGCGAAGGGGUUUACUAGGCUGCAGUUCCUCAAGCUAGAGGUCCCAGUUUGUUUGGACAACAUUAACCUAUUUUGUGAGAGGAGGAUGGAAUCCAUGUACUCCACAAAUGCAAGAUGCUCCAACUGAUCAGACUUGAUGUACCGGUUUAUAAUAGGUUUUAUCCAGCAGAGAUGCUGCUGUGUGUAUCUGGUUAGAGUCUCUGUGGACCGUGUCAGAUACAGAAUGGCUGCAUAAACAUUAAAACCUAUCAGAUGGUGUUGAAGAUUGUUCAUGGUUAUAGGUUUAAUAAUAGCAGUUUAGGGCUAAUAUAGCUGCAAUUUGGUGGAACAUUAUUGCAAAAUGCAACUUGGUAAUGAAACUAUAUUGCACAUUUUUAGGUUAGCUAAGUAGGAUGGCCACUGGGUCAUGAUGAGCCUAGUUUUCCCUUUGCUGCUGAAAAGACCAGUUUGCCAUGGACCUACCUAUCUAUCACUAAUGUUAAUCUUAAUCUUCUUUGCAUAAAUUAACCAAACAUAAAUCUUUGUCUCUUUGUCUGUCUCAGUCGCUCUAUCUUGCUCUCACUCCAAACAGUUUAGGAGGGGCAUCUGUGUGCUUGGCUGAUGUCUGGGCUGUGUGGCUCGGCUGGGCAGAGGGCAGAGUCCAGCUUGCCUCCCCUUUGGGCCAACGGUAAACAGCGGGGGGGCUAUCCAACAUCCAUGCCAAAGUCGCCCAGUCGUAGGUAGAAGUAGAGCUGUGCAAUGAAUCCUCGAAAAAUUGCGUUUCCCAGUACAGCUCAGCUCUGCGAUAAGGGCAAUUGGGUUUAUAAUAGGACAAAUCUGCUGCGUCAGAGUAAGGGAUAGCGAGUGCAUCAAUCCGAGCGGUGCUAUUUCCCUCCAUGAAGCCGGCAUCGUACUGACAGUGUUGUCAAAGGCAGAGGAGACGGAAACCAAAACAAAUGUUGAGAAAGCAAGGCGGAACAACUACAAAGAUGUUCCCUCCUUAGAUGGCUGGCUCGGCUGCUGAACAGCGGCGCUUCUCUUUCGGGCUGGGACUUUAUUUCGAGAGGAGCCCGGCUUUGGUAUAUUAUCUGGCAGCGGCAGACCCUGUCAUGUAACAAAGAACCCAGCGUGAUGCCCUGGUAUCACACAGGCCAGCGUGACUCUGUGUCGACUACGUAUCGCCUGCUGAGGCUCUGCCAGCCUCUCGUCUACACGCCCUGGCUGUGCCCUGGUAGCAACAGACGCAUGGAUGUUUGUGUCUGCCGUCAUUUUGGAGGUUUUCUCCCAUCCUCCCUCCGACAGCAAAGCAAGGAGGAAUGUUCUAGUCAACCCUGAUCCUUGGUCACCAGACACUGUGUUGGUGAGGAAGUCCAAGACGAAGCCCAACGGGAAGAAGCCCCCGGCGGAAGAGAAGAAGCAGUACCUAGAGCCAGAGUUCACAAAGAUCCGCGUGCUGGACUUCGAUGUCAAGGAGCUGGUGGUGCUGCCCAGGGAGAUAGACCUCAACGAAUGGCUAGCGAGCAACACAACGACGUUCUUCAACCUCAUCAACCUGCAGUACAGCACCAUCUCAGAGUUCUGCACCGGGGAGACCUGUCAGGCCAUGACCGCCUGCAACACGAUAUACUACUGGUAUGACGAGAGGGGGAAGAAGACCAAGUGUACCGCUCCGCAGUACGUGGACUUCGUCAUGAGUCUUUGUCAGAAACUGGUCACAGAUGAGGAGAUCUUUCCCACAAAAUACGGCAAGGAGUUCCCCAACUCGUUCGAGUCGCUGGUGAAGAAGAUCUGCCGGUACCUGUUCCACGUGCUGGCCCACCUGUACUGGGCCCACUUCAAGGAGACGGUGGCGCUGGACCUGCAGGGACACCUGAACACUCUGUACGCACAUUUCAUCGUUUUCGUCCGGGAAUUCAACCUGGUGGACCCCAAGGAGACCUGCAUCAUGGACGACCUGUCCGAGGUCAUCUGCGCCCCCGCACCCCCCGCGCCGCCCGCCCCCCCCUCCGCCACCACCUCCUCCUCCUCCCCUUCCUCACAAAACCACGUGACGGAGAGAUGAGCAGGCCUGGAGGCGGGACUCACCAUCCCCCCCCCCCCCCCCGCUUCCACAGGGUGGGGAGAAGAA